AUGAAGACUUCAAUUGCUGCGAUCGCUAUCACUCUGGUAUGUUUGGUGUCAUUCGUGGCAGCCGAUCACCAAAUGGUGAACGACAUGAAAGCUACUGACGUGAACCCCACCAAGCGCGGAAAAGGUAGCUCCUCGCUGUCCGUUCCAGUCGGUGUCAUCAGCAACAAGUUGAAUGCCAAGAACAACACUAUCCUUGUGACAGAUAGCAACAUUGUCAUCUCGCUGAGUGACCACGUGCAACUUGCAGACAUCAUCAAAGAGAUUCUGCCGAACGCCCAAAAAACGGGCUCAGCUAUUACCAUGAGUACUCAAGACCUUUUUGAUAUUUUGGCACGCAUCGUGACGACACCCAGCGUGCUUUCUAGCGCUGUGGGUAUCAUAUCGGCGGCAAAGAGUGGUGACACUGGGGCUUUAGCCGGUCACGUUGUGGACCUUCUGCGUGCAGUAGUCCCGGCAACUAAUACGAAGGCAUCGGUAGUGGCCCCAACUACUGCCCCACUAUCUACUCCGACUCUUUCUCAAGCUCCCGCUGUCACUCCUGCCGACACCCCAGCAAAUCUUGCUAUCUCCAUGGCACCAACGUACAUUCGCUCGACAAUGUCGCCCUCAGUCGCCCUUACUGCUGCAACUACCACCUCGACGUAA
Peronospora farinosa is the source of this 645-nucleotide messenger RNA. The record is from the annotation of a GenBank genome assembly. NCBI's taxonomy places the organism in Eukaryota, Oomycota, Peronosporomycetes, Peronosporales, Peronosporaceae.